Molecule: messenger RNA, 9548 nt
Organism: Phascolarctos cinereus (koala)
Lineage: Eukaryota; Metazoa; Chordata; Mammalia; Diprotodontia; Phascolarctidae
Gene: GNA12
Product: G protein subunit alpha 12
Biological process (GO): adenylate cyclase-modulating G protein-coupled receptor signaling pathway; Rho protein signal transduction
Cellular component (GO): heterotrimeric G-protein complex; brush border membrane; cytoplasm
Molecular function (GO): D5 dopamine receptor binding; guanyl nucleotide binding; G-protein beta/gamma-subunit complex binding
Source: RefSeq, a predicted model, not a curated record
GGAUCCGGGCUCAACGCGGCGGCGGCGGAUGCAGACGGCCGCGGGGGGGCCGUGAAGGGGCGGCCGCCGCCUCCCGCCCCCGCUCCCGCCGUCCCCCCUUUGCUCAGUCCGUCCUCUCCGCGGCCGGCGGGGCCAUGUCCGGGGUAGUGAGGACCCUCAGCCGCUGCCUGCUGCCGGCCGAGGCCAGCGGGCGGGAGCGCCGGGGCGGCGGCGGGAGCAGCGGCGGCGGCAGCCGGGACUCGGAGCGGGAGGCCCGGCGGCGGAGCCGGGAGAUCGACGCGCUGCUGGCCCGGGAGCGCAGGGCGGUGCGGCGCCUGGUGAAGAUCCUGCUGCUCGGGGCCGGCGAGAGCGGCAAGUCCACCUUCCUGAAGCAGAUGCGCAUCAUCCACGGCCGAGAGUUCGACCAGAAGGCGCUGCUCGAGUUCCGGGACACGAUCUUCGAGAACAUCCUCAAGGGCUCAAGGGUUCUGGUUGACGCUCGAGACAAGCUUGGUAUUCCUUGGCAGUAUUCAGAGAAUGAGAAGCAUGGGAUGUUCUUAAUGGCCUUUGAAAAUAAAGCUGGGAUGCCUGUUGAACCUGCCACUUUCCAACUAUAUGUACCUGCUCUGAGUGCUCUUUGGAAGGAUUCUGGCAUCAAGGAAGCCUAUAGCCGCAGGAGUGAAUUUCAGCUGGGUGAAUCUGUGAAGUAUUUCCUGGAUAACUUGGACCGGAUUGGCCAGUUGAAUUAUUUUCCUAGUAAACAAGAUAUUCUGCUGGCCAGAAAAGCCACGAAAGGAAUUGUGGAACAUGACUUCAUUAUUAAAAAAAUACCUUUCAAGAUGGUUGAUGUGGGUGGGCAGCGGUCUCAACGUCAGAAGUGGUUCCAGUGUUUUGAUGGAAUCACCUCAAUCCUAUUCAUGGUCUCCUCCAGUGAAUAUGACCAGGUCCUCAUGGAGGACAGGCGCACCAAUCGGCUGGUCGAAUCAAUGAACAUCUUUGAGACCAUCGUCAACAACAAGCUCUUUUUCAACGUUUCCAUCAUUCUCUUCCUCAAUAAAAUGGACCUCCUAGUGGAGAAGGUGAAGACUGUCAGCAUUAAGAAGCACUUCUCAGACUUUAAGGGUGACCCUCAUAGGCUGGAGGAUGUUCAGUGCUACUUAGUUCAAUGUUUUGACAGAAAAAGGCGGAACCGAAGUAAGCCACUCUUUCACCAUUUCACCACUGCCAUAGACACUGAAAACAUCCGCUUUGUGUUUCAUGCUGUGAAGGACACAAUCCUGCAAGAGAAUUUGAAGGAUAUUAUGUUGCAGUGAAGGAGAAAGUCCCCUUGCUUUUGUCAUCCUUAAAUGGACUCAAGGGCUAUUGGUCAGAUGGGGGGUGUGGGUGUGUGUGUGUGGGUGUGUGGGUGUGGGGUGUGUGUGUGUGUGUGUGUGUGUUAUCUGUAUGGCCCUGGUGUAUGUUUCUAAGAUCCAUGCCAUUAUUUAGCCAGCUCAGGAAUGCUGUAAAACUAGCCAGUCCAAACAUAUGAGCUCUAGGCAGAAGGACUUGGAAAUUUUGAUGUUAGCUACUGAAUUAUGGGGACUAGUAAAACUACUGAAAAACCAAGUGGUCGCUUUGCUAUAAAAUCCUGGUUUGGCAUACUGAGGAACAUAGCCUUCUUUUUUUGGAAAAACAUUAAUUUACUUUUUUUUUAUGCUUUUAAAGAAAAUAAUCUGAAAGAAGGCUUUUUUUUUUUUCGAGAACAAACUCAGUAGCCAUAUGGAUUGCUUUAUCUCUAGCUUUCAGGUAAUCAGUGAACAGCUAACCUGAAAAUUUUGCUCAGAUAGUAGUUGUAUUAAAAAAAAAAUUCCAACUGAUACUGUUAGCUCAAAGCACAUGAACCUAAACUGACACUCUCCACUUCUAUUCCACACACUGCAUUUGGCUAGGAAUCUAAAUGCCACUUCCCAUGGUAAAUGUAUAGUUGCCUUUUAAGACUCACAUGCCAAUUUUCCAAAAGAUAAGAACCUAGGAGUUGCAAAUUAAGCCAAAUUGCCAUGCAUAAGAACUCAUUUCUCUGGGCUUGUAAAACAAAUGUUUUAAAAUAAAAAAUCUCGGGCCCUAGGUGACAUGGACUGAGUUUAAUUUUUGCCCUACAAAAAUGUGUACAGUUUUUCUUGCCUCAUAAACAGUUGAACUACCAGUAACUCAACAUGUAAUGGAUUUGUGGUGCCAAAGCACACUUUGACAGGGAAUGUUUUGCUACCAACACACACACACACACACACACACACUCUCUCUCUCUCUCUCUCUCGUGCUGUUUUAGCUUCUGUCUACUUUUUGGGGGGUUUUGCCUUCUUCUGACACCUUGGUUGGCAACACUUGGAGAACUUCUUUCUUCUCAAAACAGCAGUUCAGCAUCCUUCUUAUAGAAGCUCCUGUAGCUGGCAAAGCUUUUGUUAAUGCAGCAGCUGUUUGAUAAGUUGCUAACAGCUGACCUUACAGGAAGCCCCAAAACUCCCUGGAGAAAUCCGAGUUUCACAGCUGCACUUAUGCCUUUGGACACUAGGGCCCAUUUCAGCCACUCCUUUAAAUCUAACUCUUGUACAAGAGUUCUGUUCUGUAUUAGUGCAUGUACACGACAGGCAAAGAGUGUCAGAUCUAGCUAUCUAGAUCAAACUGCAGAACGCUGUAAAAGUGGUGUGAACUGGUUAAACUCAUUUAGUUACCUGCUAGGUGCCUUUCACUGUUUUUGAAAUAUAUGUAUUUCAAGCCUGAUUCACUCACUACUAUGCAUUACUUUACUUAAAAGAUGUAUCUGGUGUAUUCAGUUAGUUUUCCAACAUCAAAAAAUUUACUGUGCAACUGGUACCAUAGUUUCUGUAUGUAUAUAUGUGUAUACACAUAUAUGCACAUAUACAUAUGCUUGUGUGUGUGUGUGUGUGUAAACAUAUAUAUAUCUACCUUCUUGAGGGCUCACAUAAACUGAGUGAACAGGAUCUUUGAUUUUUGUGUCCCAUUUGAAACUCCAUCCAGGUUUAUUCAGCAUGCCAGAUAAAUUUCAUUUUCAUUUUUGGCCAGUUAUCUUGUGAUAUUGAUCCAAAAGAAAAAAAUUCUAAUGUGCUUUUAAUUAGUACUAAGUUAUAAUUCUUUUAAUUAGGAGAAAACACGAAAUUCUCUUCCUUUGUGGUAUGCAAGAGCUUAUGUUAAGGUUUGCUGGGUUGGUUUAUUACUGUGAUGCAAAAAAAAAAAACUUAUUCUGGAGGCUCCUCUUAAUCCUGUGGGUCUUCAUAGACUAGGGAUCAGUCUUGUUAAGUUUUUUAAUGCUCCUAAUAGUGCUGUGUAGAAUGGGAUUUAAGAUCACAUUUCCAUUAUUUAAUAAUUGUAUGAUUGCAAAAUUAUUAAUUUACCUGGACCAACUUUAUAUUUAUCUCACAAAUUUUGUCAGGUUCAAAAGCAAAGAAGAAAUGCAAAGUAGUCAGAUAGUUUAGGAAUAUUCUGCAACAAUUUUGAUGUUCAAUCUGUGCUAUAGCUGCUUUCAUGAUGGGUAAAGCAGAGUAUUCCCAACAGCUGAUGAAGUCAUGCGAAAUACAUUUCUGAAAAGAUCUUUCCACUUGAUUGUUUAAUUAACUGUCAGGAUCUAAAGCAGCAUUGCAAAUGAGUAUGAAAUAUUUUUAAACAACCAAAAAUGUUUACUAACCUACUCUUAAGCAUAUAAGUAAUAAGAACGUUGUAAAUGAUGCAUUGUUCUACAAUACACAGGAGAGUGAAAAAAAGGUUAAGUGACUUGGGUUUUAGUAUUGUCUAUUCUACCAACUAGCUGACUGGCCUUAAGCAAAUCUCUUAGCCACUCUGAGCCUUACUUUCUUAGGUGGUCUCUAAAUUAUAUGAUUCCAAGAUUACGUAACUUAGAAUUCCCUGCUUUUUGAGGGGGAGAAGUUAGUGGCAAUUUGAAACAUUUCCGCUCAUUAUAAAUUGCUGCAUUCAGAUUUGCAGUGGAUUUUAUCUCUAAAAGGAAGCUUUUGAGCUAUUACCUUUUGUAAAUUUCAUGCCUUUAUUUGCAGUGAUUAUUCUUGAUGCUUGUGUUCUGUUUUUCAUUAAUAUGUUGGGGAAGUAGUAGGGUAAAAAGUACCUGGGUAUAAUGAUAAAAGAAUACACACUAUUUCUCACAACUAUGCUUGCUCUCUUACACAUGAGGACUUAUAGCUGUGAUUAAAAGAGCAUACUUUUUAACUCUUCUGUUUAUAAAAAAUGGGUUUUGCAGAUCUUGAAUCCUUAGCUUUGUGGUUUUUAAUACUCUCUAGAACUUGGGCAUAUAGCUUUUAAAACAAACCCUUUGACAAAAAAGAAACUGUCAAAUUAUAUUAACUACAAAUUUAAAUGCAAUCUUGAAUUAUUGAUUUUAUUUAUGACUGAAUGGGGGAGAGGGAGUUUCUGAAAAUAUACCCUCUCUAAUACUUUUAGUAUUGUUAAAUUAUGGCACCUGUUCACAUUUUGAUAGUUGUGAGUGACUUGGCCAUGUCUUACCCCUUUGUAGUAUGUUACUGUUAGGUAAGAAAGACAGAUUGAGAGACCUGGCACAUUGCCUUAAUCAUCUUCAGACUCUGAAUGAGUGUUUAUUUAAAAUUUGAUCCUUAAUUUUUUUUUUGUUUUCUUUAGUAUUGGGUUUCACUCAACCAAAAGUGCUUACAAAAAAUAAUGCAAAAAAAUCACCACCAACCUGACUCUUAGAGCUAAAAAGCUCAGAGCAGAUACCUAUUACCUUACUUUGGUUUGUUAGGGACUGUCCUUAAGUGACAAACUGUUAGUCUUUCCAUGUACCUAGUAAAACCUGAGAGCCACAGCGUUGGGAAAUGCAAAAGCAUCUUGUAUUCAUAGCAAAUGGGAUUUUGAGGAAUGCUACCACAUUCCAAAACUUACCCCCAAGGAUAAAUACCCAGUGAUCACAGCUUGGAUAAUAAAUCCCAGAAAAUAUUAGCAGGAAGCAAUGGGGAAUCUUUCUGUGCAAAACCUGUUGCACCUUCCUGGGGAUGUCACAGCCCAAAAAAUCAGUAAGCCAACCACAGGAAGGUGACUAUAAUCAGAACUUUUAGCAUCAUUUGUUUUCCAUGAAUUUUCCUGGCAACACUACAAAACAGUUUACUGUGGAAAAUAUUUCAAUCCUCAUCCUUUUAAAUAAUUGUAAACAAGUUAUAUAGUACAUUUUAGACAAGAUUAUAUAGUACUCUUUAGCUUUUAUCCAUAGCAGUGGGCAAGGUAACAGUGUGUAUUCACGUGUACCUACAACAUAUUGGAUAUGGAAACCAUCCCAGCAAAAGACCAAAGAGAUCCUUAACAUGGUCAGAAUAGCCCUUUCAUUAGACAGGGUAAUAAUCAUUGAUAAAUCCUAUUCCAUAAUGACUUUUGGCCAAUAGCUUGCCUCAAGUGGGUUUCCCAGUGGCAUAGGAAAGGGUAGUUCUUAAUUCCAAGUUUUAUUGGUGAUUUGAGUAGGUGAAGAGAGUGAUAAUAAGCACAGUUUUCUUCCAGAUGUUGGAGAAGUCUUUUAGCUCCUUUAGUGUGAAGUCAAUAAAUUACACAGGAUAUGCUUAGCCACCCCAUUCUAAAUGAUGCUUUGGAAUUGAAAAGGUUUGCUUCUAAUGGAGAUAUAUAAGACAGAGGUGGACAUGGUUUGACCUGUUCUCAUUAGCAUUAAAUAUGUGAUUCUCAUGUUUGCUGUGAGAGUACUUGUCACCUUUAAAAUAAAAUCAUUAAACCUUUAUUUAAAGGGAUGCACUGAGGUCCAAAGCUUGGAGGGCUGAAUACCUGUAUAAAGGUCACUCCGAAGAGGAUAAUUUGUACAAAAUGAAUUGAAGACUAGUUUUUAAAAAUAAUGUCUCAGACUGCAUGUAUUCAGUGGUGGUGUGUUUUGGGCCUUGAAGGUAAAGCUGCCAGUUGAAAAGAAACUUGGAAAGCUGAUGAUGCUAAAGAUUCAUUGUAUUGUUAAUGUUUUAUAUGACCAAGUUUGAAGAAAGUUGAAACUUAAAUGUAUGUUGUGGGUCAAAAGAAGAAUUUCUAUUUGAAUUUUAAGUGUCACAGCAUCUACAGUGGCACCAGCCAGACAUGAAAACAAUAACAGCCUCAACAUCUGAAGACAGGGUUUAAUAAGGUAGUGAGGGACUAGUUUCAAUAUUUAUCAUUAUUUUACUAAUUAAUUUUCCCCUAGCUAGCUUCUUAGAAAUUGGAUUACUACUUUGUGUUUUGUACAUUCUUUUAAAAUACCUAAUUCAGUUUAUAAAAUACAAUACAUGCCUGCAGGUAGAAAUGUUCUGUACCUUAAGGCAUAAUUGAGAGCAUCAAUAUAGAUCUAGCCUUGGAGUCAAGAAGGCUCAAGCCCUGCCUCUACCACAUCCCAGCUGUGUAACCCUGGGCAAGUCACUUAACCUCUUACUGCCCUGGGCAGCUCAGAGAAAUUGCAGAGCAGUUGCCAAUCUAUGUUGGUAGAGGGAAUUUUCUUACCUGGAAUUCCCUCUGCCAAUGAAAUCAUAGUUAGUUCCAAUCUCCACCCCGCUUCACCUUCCGAAAAAAGCAUAAUUACUCUUUAAACCUACAGUAUUCUCCAAUCCCCUUUCUUUUGAUUGAAUGGUAAUAGGAUACCUCAAACUCAAGAGUGGUUCUCUAGAAUAGAUAGCAUGUAUAGACUAGCACUAUUAAUUAACACUUGAAACCUGCCAGAGGAAAGAGAGACCUGGUCCAGAGUACUUGUUGGUUAUGAAAUGCCCAAUGUAUGAAAAGUAGCCUCUGUUUUUAUAUUGCUUCUGAACCAGGCACUUAGAGGAACUGAUGUAGCUUCCCUUUUCUAAACAUUUAGAUAUGAAGUUUCCUGGACAAAUAACAUAACUCCACCAAGCAAUAGGGGGAAGAAAAAGCCAAGAAAUAGCCUGUAACAAACUCAUAGUCUCUAGAACUAUUCCUGGUGUACCAGAACCUGACUUGGUUUGGUGGUUCAUAGGGCUUCCUUAAAUGAAUAAGAGCAGGACACAGGUCCUCAUAAGCCAGACAAAUUUCUCUUGCUUUGGCAGGGCUUCUUGUUUCAUUUUAUUAUCACUAAGGACUUUAGAGGGCAUGGGGUCAGUGGUAGGCCACGAUGUUCCUGGAAAAAUACAGAAUAUACAGUAGGUCGCCAGACUUUGGAAAGAUGAGCGGAAGUUUGACAGUGACCCUAAGAUUUCAUCUUAACUAUUUAAACCGUUUACUUCUCAGAAAGAUUCCAUAGGUGUUAAACAAAGCUACCUUGAAAUGUCUGAGAUUUUCAUUUUAAAAGAAACCCUAUAGUCUUCAUUCAUAAUGAAAUCUGCAGGAAUGUAAUGUGGAAAUUUAACCUUGAUUACUCAAAUUUAGUCGAAUUCCAGGCCUUGUCAAACCAGAAAAUCCAGUUACAUCCCCUGAGCUAGCUGGAAAGGGUAUUUGGUUCUUUGAAAGAUAGUUGGUUUUUUUCCCAUUCAUUGCCCUUUUUUGGUUAACCCAAGUGAGCUGCCCUAAGUUUUCACUUUGGUCUAUCAUUUAAUUAGGAUUUCUAAAUGAAAUCAAAGCAACUCAAUACUUUAGCAGUCGAUUGCUUUAAAAAAUAAUCCUGAGCCUCAUUUGUUAUUAUUGCAGCAAAGAGGCCAGUGGACCAAAGAACCAAACCGAUCCCUGCAGAAAAGUUGUUGAGUUGGUGAUUUGAGGGGAAGCCUGCCUUUUUCCUGGCCUGGUGCUGUUCUCUGAAAAUAAAGGGCUGCUGUUCCCAAUGCUGUUACUGUGGCGCCUUUUUAUUAGCACUGAAUUCACUUUAUUUUAAUAAUUAAAAAGCUGACGUGUUUCACCCAAGCAGACGGAAUCCCAGCAGUUCAGAGUCAAGGUAGAUGUUUUCCUGUGGAAACUCCCAGAGCUAUAUUUUCUUGAGGAUUCUCAGAAGUCCUGUCUGCUCCAAAUGGCCCCAGCUUUUGUCUGCUUGGGUCAUUUUGGACAGUGUUUCUUAAGGUAGGUGAGAGAGAGAGAAAAUUUUCACUGGGUAAUAUUGACUGACUUGGAAGUCACAAGAAAAGUUCAUCUCUGAAUAUACAAGAUGUUCAGUAUGUAUUUGAUGCCAAGUAGUUAAGAGGUAUGGAGCUUUUUGAGUAGACUGUAUAAAUAAUUACUACAAUCUCAGUCUUGGCGGGAGUCCAGGGUUUACUUCUAGUUGACUUCAGAAUAACCCCAGUCAGAAAGGAAGAGGCACAUAUACCUCUGAGAACAGGCUUGCUGGGGAAAGGCCAAAGAAUCCAACAGGGAGGAUCCAUUUUCUGACCUCUCCUAAAGGCUGCUCCCUAAAAUUUCAGCAGAAUUUUUUCUCAGAGUUAGUCUGUACCUUUCACUGAAAAGUUCAGCAGCUGGAUAGUUGCUAUGUAUUAGAAUUGCUGAAAAUGUUCCUUUGAACAUUUUUAUCAUAAAACAUCCCCUAAUAAACUGGGCCAUUUAAAAUUCUCCUACACAGCUUUGUGAUGACAAACAAGAUCUUUGCCACAAAGCAAUUUUUGUACUUUUUUUUUAAAAAAGGGAAUAAUGAGCAAAGAAAACUUGAUCAUACUAGAGACUGUGAAUUUCAGUUUUCAAGGUGAACCAGACUUACAAGGCUGAAAAUUAAACUGUUAUUAAAAUUUAGCCCCAGUUUUAUAUGCGUUUGGCUGUACAUUUGCCAAACUGCCUUGCAGAUGGAUUGACAGAAGCAUACAUCUAUUAUUUCAGUACGUGUUUGAUAGAUUAUCACAGGUUCCAUCAUACAUCAUGACUGCAGUAUUCACACCCAGCCUGGAGAAUCCUUGAACUUACCAAGAUAAAUGUGCAUUGCCCUAGUGUGUAUGCCCAGUUUUCAUUUUGCCUGGUAGAUUGCAAUGGUUGCUAACAAGUCUUCACGGGUAAACGAAAACUCUUAACUUGCUCUCUGUCGGAUCUGUUGAACAUUAGAAUUGUUAAUAAUGACACUUUGAACUAUUAUGUGAAUUCUUUACACACUUGCAUAAUGUGCUUUUUCUCUUAACACCAUUCAAACCAAAUAAAAUUGACUGGCAUGCUGUUCAGUGUUGACACACAACUCUCGCCAGGAAAUUCAGUGUUAAUAUGCUCCAUCUUCUGUUCAUUGCCACUCUGUCCUUAACUCACCCUAUCAAUCAGUGCUUUGGUUUUGUAGCAUUUCCUAUGCAACUGCGCACACUGCUCUGAGCACUGCACGAUAUUCUUGCAAAAAGGGGCGAGUUAAAAGAUGACAGUUAAGCCUUAACACUUAAGUAUUCACAAGGGGAAAACAUUUUUAAAAUAAGGGUUUUACAUACUAAACAAGAAUACCAAGAGAUGCAUAACGUGAACACACCAUAGCUGACUUCUUAUUUUUGAAGUGUCUAUGUAGCACCAAGACAGCAUCCACAGUAGGUGGCCAACUUUGCUGUGAUAAAGUCUCAAUUUAUGAAUAAAUACUGUGUACUAGAUUAAAAUAUAUAUUGUGAAGUGUAAAAAGUGUAUUUUAUAGCUAUGGUGGAUUAGUUAAUGUGUUUUGUAUAUAUGAUUUUUAUAAGUCUAUUAAAACUUGCCUUACAUUA